AUUUGGAGGGACCAAACAUACCAUUUCUUUCUUUUACAGUCCUACUUGCCCUUGUUAUAAACCCCCGUGCCUAGCUUUUUAGUGCACAGAAUCAGAAAGUGUUGGUGACCCAGAUCAAGAUUCUUCAAGAACUCUAAUGGAGCACUGUAUGAGCUUUUCACAAGACAUGGAUGAUGAGUAUGAGAAACUUAUAAGGAGGAUGAAUCCACCCAGGGUUGUGAUUGAUAAUGAGUCCUGCAAAAAUGCUACUGUUAUUCAGGUGGAUAGUGCUAAUGAGCAUGGAAUACUAUUGGAAGUUGUUCAAGUUCUUACUGAUUUAAACCUUACCGUUACUAAAGCUUACAUAUCUUCUGAUGGAGGCUGGUUUAUGGAUGUGUUCAAUGUGACUGAUCAAGAUGGGAACAAAGUCACAGAUGUUGAGGUUUUGGAUUAUAUUUAUAAGGCACUUGGACCAGAUUCAGAUUUUGGCUACUCUAUUAGAAGAUCUGUGGGGGUUAAGUCUGCAGUGGAUCAUACUGCCAUUGAGUUAAUAGGGUGUGAUAGGCCUGGGUUACUCUCUGAGUUGAGUGCUGUUCUAACUCAUCUCAAAUGUAAUGUGGUAAGUGCUGAGGUGUGGACACAUAACACUCGGGCUGCAGCUGUGGUGCAAGUUACUGACGAAGAAACAGGAGGUGCAAUCACUGAUUCCGAGAGGCUAUCGGUGAUUAAGCAAUUGCUAUGUAAUGUUCUUAAUGGAAGCAAUAAGUCAAGGAAAGCUAAGACUGUAGUGUCUCAUGGGAUCACACACACUGAACGAAGGCUUCACCAGAUGAUGUUUGCUGAUCGAGACUAUGAAAGAAAUAGUGAUGAACCUUUGGAAGAUAAAUCAAGGCCGGAAGUGAACGUUAUUAAUUGGUACGACAAAGAUUACUCGGUGGUCUCAAUCCGGUGCAAGGAUAGGCCUAAACUUAUCUUUGAUGCAAUAUGCACUUUGACAGACAUGCAGUAUGUUGUUUUUCAUGGCAAUGUUGAUGCUUCAGGACCAGAGGCUCACCAGGAAUACUGUAUCAGACAUAUUGAUGGAUCCCCUGUAAAAUCUGAAGCAGAGAGACAAAGGGUUGUCCAGUGUCUUGAAGCUGCAAUUGAGAGAAGGGUGUCUGAGGGUUUGAAGCUAGAAUUAUGCACAACAGACAGAGUCGGACUGCUUUCUGAUGUCACUAGGAUCUUCCGAGAGAAUAGCCUCACUGUCACCAGAGCUGAAGUUGCAACUAGGGGAGGAAAGGCCGUUAACACUUUCUAUGUUUGUGGAGCAUCUGGCUAUCCUGUGGAUAGCAAGAUAAUCGACUCUAUCAGGCAAUCAAUCGGACAAACCAUACUCAAAGUGAAAGGCAACACCAACGAGUUAAAUCAAACUACACAAGAAUCUCCUACCAGGUUCCUCUUUGGGGGUCUUUUCAAGUCAAGAUCCUUUUGCAAUUUCGGCUUGGUUAGAUCUUACUCCUAAGGUUACUUAUUACUGUCCGCUCCCUUGUAAAUAGAAAGCCUUAUAGUCGCACAACUUGCUAGCACAUUAACGGAACUUUCUAGGUUUCUAGGGCGUUUAAUCAAGGCUUAAGAUCAGAAAGCAGAAAAUCGCUAGAUAAUCAUCUAGUUCUUGUACAUAUUGUUAGUUUCGCAUUGUAGUUGGAAAGUGCUAGAAUGUGUUCAAGGCAAUCGUUGAAUACAUAGCUGAUAGCACCAUCUAAAGCACCUAGUUCAAGUUAUGGUUAUGUAGGAAGACAGAAUGAUCUGUAAAUAGCAAUAUCUUCCUCCUAUUUUAUGUAUUGAUCUUCAGUCA
Molecule: messenger RNA, 1816 nt
Organism: Daucus carota subsp. sativus
Lineage: Eukaryota; Viridiplantae; Streptophyta; Magnoliopsida; Apiales; Apiaceae
Product: ACT domain-containing protein ACR4
Exons: 8
Coding region: 137-1483 (448 amino acids)
Source: RefSeq, a predicted model, not a curated record